AUGGAGGAGGAGCACGCCUCAGAUCAUGAAGAUGGUGCUAAUCCCAACACCAAUCCCUUUUUCCCGUUCUCUUCUGAAGUUGACUGGAGAGUGGCACGUUGGGCAGUGGAGGAGGGACCAGGGCAAAAGGCUUUUGAUCGCUUUCUAGCCAUUCCUGAGAUCAAAGAACGCUUGGGACUGUCGUUCGAUAACACAAGAGGCAUACGAAAGAUUGUUGACUCUAUCCCCCCUCGUGCGCCUUGGAAGUCAGCCAAUAUAUCAUUGGCUGGAGAUCCUGGACAGAAGCACUUAGUGCAAUAUCGUGAUCCAGUCGCCCUGAUUAGCAGCCUCCUCUCCAAUCCCGCUCAUGCUUCCUCUAUGGUGUAUGCACCAAAGAAGGUGUAUACGAACUCAUCCAAAUCAAAGCGGGCAUAUUCAGAGAUGUGGACCGGGAAAUGGUGGCAUGCUGUUCAGGUAUGCAUCUCUGCUGGUCUUCCCAUUGGAUCUACAGUUGCACCGAUCAUCAUCUCUACGGAUAAAACACAGCUUACUCAAUUCUCCGGAAGCAAGCAAGCGUAUCCUAUCUACCUGACUAUUGGCAACUUACCAAGAUCCUUGAGGCGUCGUCCUUCUGAGCAUGCGACUAUGCUUCUUGGCUAUCUCUCCACCGACAAGAUCAUAUCAUCAAAGCUGUCUAAGGAGGAGAAGAGGAAGAAAACCCAACGCCUUUUCCAUGAGUCCAUGCGCCAUAUCUUGAAGCCUCUCAAAGACGCUGGGCAGCAGGGAGUGGAGAUGAUUUGUGGAGAUGGGGCGGUUAGGAGGGUUCAUCCAAUCCUUGCAUGCUACGUUGCCGAUUAUCCUGAACAGAUCCUGGUGACUUGCUCGAAGUCAGGGACCUGUCCUAAAUGCCGCUGUCGAAAUCAGGACCUAGGAGAUCCUGAAACUUCGCCUCUUCGUACAAAAGAAUGGACUACUGGGAUUAUGUCAGAAGCACGUAGUGAAACCACCACUGAUAGAGAGUAUUCAAGGUACUGCAUGAACCAUGAUGUCUCUGGCGCCAUUCAGGAACCUUUCUGGCAAGAUUUCCCCUUCUGUGAUAUUCACAUCUGCAUCACCCCGGAUGUCCUCCAUCAGCUCUAUCAGGGCGUCUUCAAGCAUAUUCUAGAGUGGUGCACUUCCAUGAUGGAUGAGAAGGAGCUGGACAGGCGAAUAAGAAGCUUCCCUCCUGGCUGCGGCGUUAGAAUCUUCAAGAACGGCAUCUCAACUCUGUCUCAGAUCUCUGGCACCGAGAGGAAGAAUAUGGCGAAAGUUCUCCUUGGUUGCCUUGUCGGAAAACUUCCUGAAGCUGCUAUUCUUGCUGUACGAGCUCUUCUGGACUUCAUCUACCAGGCGCAAAAUAAGACUCACGACGAUGAUACUCUGGCAUACCUAACUGAGGCUCUGGACUUAUUCCACUCCAAUAAGCACGUCUUCAUUGAAGUGGGUAUUCGAGACGACUUCAACAUCCCUAAAUUCCACUCCCUUCUCCAUUACAUUGAUUCAAUCCGCCUAUUCGGAACAACUGAUAACUACAAUACAGAGAUGUUUGAGCGCCUUCACAUUGACUUUGCUAAGGAGGGCUGGAGGGCUAGUAAUCACCGUGAUGAGCGCCCUCAGAUGGUCUCUUGGGUUGAACGCCAGGAGAAGAUGACAUCUUUUGACUGCUACGUGGAGUGGCGUAAUAGAUCUGGGCCAUCUUCUGUUGCAGGCUCAGUUUCUUUGACCAGCUUUGCAGUGAAGAUGGCUAAGCGCCCUGCUGCUGCAAGUCAAGCUCUUCAAGUGGUCGAACUUCGACACUCGGCACCUGGCUUUACCAAGGAGCUCAAGAGGUAUCUUCUACGUCAGUCUACUUUGCCUCAGCAGGAUGGAAGACCUGGCGUUCAGAACUCCAUCCUCCCAUUCAAUCAUAUCGAUGUCUACUAUAAUCUCAAGUUACGCCCAGUAUCCAUACAUGAUGAAGAAGCACCCUGGGAUAUCCUGAAAGCUCUGCCUGCUGAAGGUACAAAGGAAGCUAGAUUCGAUACUAUCAUAGCCAUUGUGAGUGAAGAUGCGGAGUCCACAGGAUUGGAAGGAACACGAAUAGGGCGUGUUAAGAUCAUAUUUCGUCUGCCAAAGUCCUUCGCUCAAGAUAUCCUAUCCCCAUGGAGGAAUGAACCUCUUUUAUACGUUGAGUGGUUCAGCCCUUUGAGGUCAACAGCGGGCAAGAAUCAUAUGAUGUAUGAAGUCAACAAACCUCCUGCUAGAGUGGAUGGUUCCAGACCCGGCGCAAUCCUGUCCCUCAAGGAAAUUAGGCAAACUUGUCAGCUGAUACCUAGGUUUGGUAGGGAAGAUAUUUCGCCAGACUGGUGCUCAAGCAAUGUAUUGGACAAAUGCUCAUCAUUCUUUGUAAAUAAUUGGGCUAGUCUAUAUGCCUAUCAGACUAUCUGGUAA
Messenger RNA from Gloeophyllum trabeum ATCC 11539, 2448 nucleotides. RefSeq lists its product as uncharacterized. Lineage: Eukaryota; Fungi; Basidiomycota; Agaricomycetes; Gloeophyllales; Gloeophyllaceae. The transcript has 4 exons. The record is from RefSeq and is a predicted model, not a curated record. The coding region runs from base 1 to 2448 and encodes 815 amino acids.